ACUUCCAUAAAAACAAAAACAAAAACAAAAUUUAUUUUUAAGGGAAACAAAGACGAAUUCAAACUUCUUCCCACAGUGUCUCUCAGCUCUCAUCUCUUCGAUUCCUUCGGAGAUUAACCUAUAAUUUCUCUCAUUUCCCUUCAUUCCACUCAUCAUAUCCUAAAUUUGCAUCCCCUCCCUGUAAUUCUCUCACCGACAACUCACUCCUUUCAUGGCUUUCUAGCUUUUUUCAAGAUUCAGAUCGCUCUUCUUCCUCUUCCUACACGUAGAUCGCCAUUUUCAGACUUGCUUCUUUUAAUAAAGGUGUUGACAUCCGAUUCAAGCUUGGAGUUCUGGAAGCUGCAAAAUUUAUUACUGGAUGUCAUUCUUUGUUUCUACACUAAAUAGGUCUCAGAGAGAUAUUCUUAUUUAGCUUGAAACUUAAAGCUUUUGAACAUUAUGGUGAACCCAAUACGCAGUGGAAACAUGAGAAAACCUAAUGAGAUAAUGAGGAUUCUAGUUACAACAUUUGUUGGAGGUGUUUUUGGUUUCUUUUUAGGAGUAUCCUUUCCCACGCUCUCAUUAUCCCAGCUAAAUUUCCCAUCCAGCCUGAUUCCUUCUAUUGAUCUCACUUACAUUGAGGACAAGUACUCAGGCCUCUCCACUGAAGCAUUCUUGAAUGCUUGGUCUUCUUUGAAGGGUAAUAGAGGCAGCUCCUUACAAUUUUCACUGAACGAGACAAAGAUAUGGGUUCCUACAAAUCCUCGAGGAGCUGAAAGAUUACCACCUGGUAUUGUCGAGUCUGAAUCUGAUUUUAACCUUCGGCGUCUGUGGGGUAUGCCAAGCGAGGAUUUGGCUAUCAAACCAAAGUACCUGGUAACUUUUACAGUUGGUAUUGAUCAGAAAAAGAAUAUUGAUGCAGCAGUUAAAAAGUUCUCAGAGAACUUCACAAUCCUGUUGUUUCACUAUGAUGGACGAGCAAGUGAGUGGGAAGAUCUUGAGUGGUCGAAGCGGGCUAUCCACGUGAGUGUAUACAAGCAAACUAAAUGGUGGUAUGCUAAACGUUUUCUACAUCCUGAUAUUGUGGCAUCAUAUGACUACAUAUUUGUUUGGGACGAAGAUCUUGGAGUAGAACAUUUUAACGCAGAAGAAUAUAUAAAACUUGUGAGAAAACAUGGUUUGGAGAUCUCGCAACCUGGGUUGGAACCAAAUCAAGGGCUUACGUGGCAGAUGACUAAAAGAAGAGGGAACAGUGAAGUUCACAAGGAGACAGAGGAGAAACCUGGUUGGUGCACUGAUCCACAUCUUCCACCUUGUGCAGCUUUUGUUGAAAUCAUGGCAACUGUAUUUUCUCGGGAUGCAUGGCGCUGUGUUUGGCAUUUGAUUCAAAAUGACUUGGUUCAUGGUUGGGGUCUCGAUUUUGCACUAAGAAAGUGUGUUCAUCCCGCUCAUGAGAAAAUAGGGGUCGUAGAUGCUCAGUGGAUUGUGCAUCAAAGUGUUCCUUCUCUCGGGAACCAGGGAAAAGCAGAAAAUGGGAGGGCACCCUGGGAAGGGGUGAGAGAGAGGUGUAGAAAAGAAUGGGAAAUUUUUCGGAGCCGGUUGGCUGAUGCAGAGAAAGCUUACUACAAGGGUGUGGGGAUUGAUCCACCAAAUUCAACUGAAGUUUAGGAAAACUGCUGCAACUAUUCUUUCCCUUUCUACUGAAAGAGAUCUUUGUGUGAAGAGGCACUGGUAAAUUCAUUUGUCUCUUGAGUACACUUUAUAGGAGAAUUAAUACGAAUGCUCAAUCUUGUGAAAGAGAAUACGUCUACUUAUGAAUUAGUAUGGAUUAGAUUAGAUCAUAGUUAUAUCAUGGAUAAAAUCUACUGUUUAUAUAUAUAUAUAUAGAUUCCCUUAAAAAGGAGCUAGCUUAGACAUGGCAGAUCUUUAUGGAAA
Cucumis melo (muskmelon) is the source of this 1914-nucleotide messenger RNA. RefSeq lists its product as uncharacterized. Lineage: Eukaryota; Viridiplantae; Streptophyta; Magnoliopsida; Cucurbitales; Cucurbitaceae. The transcript is spliced from 15 exons. The coding region runs from base 439 to 1647 and encodes 402 amino acids. The record is from RefSeq and is a predicted model, not a curated record.